This is a messenger RNA of Adineta steineri, 852 nucleotides long. NCBI's taxonomy places the organism in Eukaryota, Metazoa, Rotifera, Eurotatoria, Adinetida, Adinetidae. The record is from the annotation of a GenBank genome assembly.
AUGUCUGGACAGAUAACUACACUCGAACAACUUCAGCAGCUCUUUAGAGAAGCAUAUGCAGGUACCCGGAAUCAAGUUAGGCCGGUACUUAUAGGAGGUGAACAAAUUAUCGAACUACCUGCAAGAAUAGUGGCUCUUAUGGAAGAAAUUAGAGUAGACUUAAUUAAAAAAUACAAACAAACACCUGCACGAAUGUAUUUGGAAGAAGAUUUAAAAAUGCUGGAAAAACCUUUCUUUCAAAGACCGAUCGAAGAGCAACAAGAAAUCGAAAAACCGAUACAACUAUCAAUACUUGGACAAGACACUUCAGUUGAUGAACAAUUAAAAUCCACAAUCGAGUUAGAUGACGGACCCAGCCUAAGUUCACCUUGGCCCAUGGAAACAGAAUCGUGGCAUAUUCACGAAAUCAAACCACAACGAAUUCUAGAUCUCCCUGAGAAAAUGUCGAACAUUCAAACAAUUAUUUCAUCUAACGAGAUAGUGUCUCAAACCGAUGAAGUAUACAGUCUUCAAGCGCUCAAAAUUAUAGAACUAGAUGUACAUCAACCCACACCCGCUGGAAAAAAUUCUCAAAAUGCCGAAACAUCAUCACAGUUUUUACGUGCUGUUCCAUUAGUUAACGAGCAGCAACAAAGUCACUUUGAACCACCACAAAUAACAAAUGUACGAUACAAGCCGAAAUUAAGGCUUUGUCGACGUCAUACGAAUCAGAAACAUCGGUUACAUGACUUAGUAUCCACUUCAAAACAAUGGUUUACAAAGUCGUUACCCAAUGUUAAAACAAUUAAAAUACGUCGGGAUCUCGAAUCACUUUUACUCUAUGCCAGAGAUGGAACCGGUCCGGUUUUUUGA